This is a messenger RNA of Thamnophis sirtalis, 3469 nucleotides long. RefSeq names its product zinc finger and BTB domain containing 37 (gene ZBTB37). Gene Ontology annotation, molecular function: protein binding; DNA-binding transcription factor activity, RNA polymerase II-specific; RNA polymerase II cis-regulatory region sequence-specific DNA binding. The record is from RefSeq and is a predicted model, not a curated record. Gene Ontology annotation, biological process: regulation of transcription by RNA polymerase II. Lineage: Eukaryota; Metazoa; Chordata; Lepidosauria; Squamata; Natricidae.
CCCCCCCCUUGGAGGGUUGCUCCUCCUGCAACUGGAGCCGUCAUGGAGAAAAGUGGGAAUAUUCAGUUGGAGAUUCCUGAUUUCAGCAAUUCUGUUUUGAGCCAUCUUAACCAGCUCCGCAUGCAGGGCCGGCUGUGUGACAUUGUGGUUAACGUGCAAGGCCAAGCCUUUAGGGCGCACAAGGUAGUGCUGGCUGCUAGCUCGCCUUAUUUUCGAGAUCAUAUGUCACUCAACGAAAUGAGCACAGUCUCCAUCUCUGUUAUCAAGAACCCCACUGUGUUUGAGCAGCUCCUUUCUUUUUGCUACACGGGGAGAAUAUGCCUCCAGCUUGCUGAUAUAAUAAGUUACCUGACAGCAGCUAGUUUUCUACAAAUGCAACAUAUUAUAGACAAAUGUACACAAAUCCUGGAGGGAAUUCAUUUCAAAAUUAAUGUGGCUGAAGUGGAAAUGGAAUUGAGCCAAACAAGAACAAAGCAUCAAGAAAGGCCCCCGGAAUCUCAUCGAGCUUCCCCGUCUCUAAAUCGUUCUCUGAGUCCUCAUCAUAGCACUCCAAAAGGCAGCCGUAUGGGCCAAGUUAGCACCGUUCUGGACAUUCGGGAACUGAGUCCUCCUGAGGAGUCUACAAGCCCUCAAAUAAUUGAGCAGAGCUCAGAUGUGGAAAGCCGGGAACCCAUACUGAGGAUUAAUAGGGCAGGCCAAUGGUAUGUAGAGACAGGAGUCCCAGACCAUGGUGGGCAGGGGGAUGAUGAUGUUAAAGUCCUUGGAACAGUGCGAAUCAAAACAGAAAACUUGGAGGAGUGGCUGGGGACAGAGAAUCAGCCAUCUGGAGAAGAUGGGAGCAGUGCUGAGGAGGUCACUGCCAUGGUGAUUGACACAACAGGACAUGGAUCAGUGGGACAGGAAAGUUACAGUUUGGGUUCAUCAGGAACAAAAGUGGCCAGGCCAACCAGCACUGAAACGGACAGAUUUAGCCCUUCGGGUAGUGUGGUUACUGUGAAUGAUCGGUACAGAUCAAAAAGUGAAUCUCCAUGGCGGAUGGAUGAACCUAAGCAGCCCAGUUCGCAGGCGGAGGAGUCAGCUAUUGUUGGAGUAAGCGGCUAUGUGGAAUAUCUCCGUGAACAGGAAGUAUCUGAACGGUGGUUUCGUUACAACCCACGUCUGACUUGCAUCUACUGUGCCAAAUCCUUCAACCAGAAGGGUAGUCUGGACCGGCACAUGCGGCUUCAUAUGGGCAUCACGCCUUUUGUUUGCCGGAUGUGUGGCAAAAAGUAUACCCGCAAGGAUCAGUUGGAGUAUCACAUCCGGAAACAUACAGGCAACAAGCCCUUUCACUGCCAUGUCUGUGGCAAGAGCUUCCCCUUCCAGGCUAUCCUCAACCAGCACUUUCGUAAGAACCACCCCGGCUGUAUGCCACUGGAGGGAUCGCACAGCAUCUCUCCAGAGACCACGGUCACCUCCAGAGGCCAAGCUGAGGAAGAGUCCCCUCUUCGGGAAGAAGCUGGUCUGGCUGGGGAAAGUGCACAGGGAUCUGUAUCGACUACUGGGCCAGAUUGAGACCAGAGGCCCAGUGGAUCUUCUGUAGGAUAAGCAAGCCCCACUGGGAUGGUGAGCUCCUGUAGUUGGUUGUGCAAUGUUACCACUGGACGAAGACACUCCCGAGAGAGAGGUUGCCAAAACAGAAAAGAUACAGUACUGUAACUAAAGUGCUUAUGGUUUCCUUUAUUUUUCUCCAUCUCCUUGGAAAGGAAAAAAACUGGGUCAACUAACCUCUGAUUCAGGGAUUAACAACUUCGGAGGGGUGGGCUUUUUUUUUUUAAGUAUUCAGUAGUGAACAAGGAGAAAUAGAUUUUUCUCAUUUCUGGGCAACAGAUCCUGUGGUCCUAAGGGCUGCAGAGUUCUAGCUAUGUGUAUGCAGAGCAUCAGCAUCUGUAUCAAAAUCAUUAUACCUCCAUAAGAUACACGGGGUCAGGAAUUGGGUUUUUUUGUUCUGUGCCCCACUCUUAUUUCCCAGGUAAUUCUUUUUCGAGAACAAUGGCUGUUGUACUAUAACCAACCAUGCCUAAGUGUAGUUUAUCUCAUUUUCAUUUGAUGUAUCUUUUUAAAAAAAUUGACCCAUUACCUAAGGGCUUUUAUUAAGGGGAGGGGGCUUGCCAUUUCAACAUGUGUGGCCUUGCCUGUUUGUUAUAAGGCUAGCAAUUUUUUGAGCAGUAUUUUAAAGAUUACACAAUAUUUAAGUAAUUAAGCUACUGAAAAAGAAGGCAGUAACUACAGUAUGAGGUUCUGCCGUGUUUGAAUGAAUAUUUUCAGUUGUGAAAUAUGGGUAGUGCAGACCACGUCACAAUUCUUGCUUAUUCUGUGUGCUGCAAAAAACUGAAAAGUAGAUUUCUAGUUAUGAAUUUUUAAAACAGUGGCUUUUUCCAAAGGUCAUCCUUUGCCUCCCAUGGACUUGAUCUAAUGAAACAGCAAUAUUUGUAUAUCAAAAUAGAUGGAUCUCGGUGGGAGAAGAAAUCCUGGUUUGUGUUUGUUUCCCUGUUUGAUAUUUUUAUAUGAAAAACAUGCAAAAAACAUACUCUUACAAUUCAGUAGGGUAAAAGCUCCCAUUUCCUGUAAGCAAUGAAAACUUUUCCUUUACACUUCUAUAAUAUUUCACAUAUGAAGUUGAGGAGAUAUCUCUUUCUCUCUCUGCCAAAUCCAGCAAAUAUGCACCUCAUGUUUCUUAAUAUUCUGUUUAUAAUUAAAAGGAUACAUGUGCAGGAGAGCAAAUAUUUCAAAUAAGUGUCUUAUAUUUGCAAAAGAAGUUCUGUGUCGGUAUUUAGUAGCAAUGCUGUAGAAUAAAGGUGAAGAGUUGGCAUAAUCCUAAUAUUAUAGAUUAUAUGGAGUUAAAAUGGCCGAAGCAAAACUUAUAGGAGAAAGCUUGAGAUAUGGUGGAGCCACGAAAUGAAUAGAGAUAGGAAUUAUAAUAUUAUGGUAAAGGAAGAAACAGCUUCUUGGUGAACUUGCUUAGAUUUGUAUAAUAUUAAUAUUUCGCCGAUCUUGCCUUCUUAUGCCACACAUUUCUUGCUUCUAAAAAUGAAAUUCUUGAUUAUGCUCACAGGAAGAAUGAAAAUUGUUCGAUGCUCUCCCCUUUCCUCCCUAUGUGUGCAUUUCUUUUUUUUUAUGUUAACUGAGGAAUUUGUUCCAUUCCCCAAUUCAUGAUAAAGCAAGCAGUGAUUUUUUUCUUUGUGAUCACAAAGAUACAGAUUCAAAAGUCAUUGAAAAGAUUAACUCAUACUUGUUUUAAGAGUUUGACGAGAUUCUUCCAAAGCCACCCACACACUAUUCUUCUAGAUGAAGUAGGGAGGAUAAUAGAUGUAAAUAUAUCUAUCUAUAUGCUGCUUUAAUCAUAACUUUCAAAUCUACCAAAAAGAGACAAUUUACAUUAAAAAGAAUUGGAAAAUAUUUCUAGUUAGUUUAUAACAAAGUUUUUAAA